Dictyostelium discoideum AX4 is the source of this 2505-nucleotide messenger RNA. RefSeq names its product RmlC-like cupin family protein. The transcript has 3 exons. Gene Ontology annotation, cellular component: nucleus. The record is from RefSeq and is a predicted model, not a curated record. NCBI's taxonomy places the organism in Eukaryota, Evosea, Eumycetozoa, Dictyosteliales, Dictyosteliaceae. Bases 1 to 2505 code for a protein of 834 amino acids.
AUGACAGAGGUUGUUAAAAUUGAUAUUGAAUUUAAAGAAAUAAAUCAAGAUAAUAAUAAUAAUAAUGGUGAUGAGGAGGAAGAGGAUAGGGAGGGGGAGGAGGAAGAACCAAUGGAAGAAGGUGAAACAUCAUAUAUAAAUAAAGAUCAAAGAAAAGCAAUGAGUGUUGAUUUAUCAUUAGUAGAGGAUGCAAUUAUAAUAUCAAAUAGAAUUAAAGAGAAAUGUUUACAAUUGGUAAAAUUAAAAUCAUCAACAUCACCAAUACUAUCAUCAUCACCAUCAUCAAAUGUUGAUGGAUCAAUAACACCACCACCACCAAUUAAACCGACUCUUUCACCAAUUGCAUCAGUAUUAGCCGAUUCAAUAAUGUCAGAUUUCAUAGAGAUAAAAAAAGCAAUUCAUAAAACUCAUAUCGAUUCAGAAACUAAAAAAACAAAAAAGAAUGAAGAGAAAGAGAAAUUUGAAAAACUGAAUCUUGUUUAUCAAAACUAUCUAUAUGAAAAAAAUCAUUUAGAAAAAGAAAUUAAUUCAUAUAAAGAUUUUAAAAUUGAUGAUCAAAAACCUAAAUUAUUAUCAUUAGAAGAUUUUGAAAAUAAAAUUAAAGAUUGUACAUCAAUUAAAUUAGAAUCAGUUGACACUGGUAAUGAAGAAUUAAAUCAACAUAAUUUAUUAUUAAAUAGAUUAAAUUUUGAAUUAUAUGAAAGAAAUAGAACAAUUGAACAAUUAAACAAGAUACAAAGAGAUAAAAGAUUACAUUUAGGAUUAAAUACAACUAAACAAGAGUUUUUAUCAUCAUUAUUAACAAAUGUUACAGCAUUGGCAUCAAAUAUAUCAAAUAUUCAACCAAGUUCAACUAGUAAUUAUGAACAAAGUAUAUUCAAUUUACCAAAACCAUUAUAUGUAUUAUAUUAUUCAGUGAAUUCAUAUUUACAAUCCAAUACAAAAUCAACAAUGAAUUCUGAUAACCUAUUAUUAAAAAUUAAAGGUGAUAUGGAUAAAGCAACAAUUUUUAAUUCUGAUUUUAUGAUUUAUUCACAACAAACUCAACAUCAACACCAUCAACAACAACAACAACAACAACAACAACAACAACAACAACAACAACAACAACAACAACAACAACAACAACAACAACAACAACAACAACAACAAUCACAAGAAGAAAUAACACUUAGAAAUAAUAACAAUAGUGAUUAUCAUCCAUUAUCAGUGAUUUUAGAUUAUUUAAUAUUCGAUACAAAGGUAUCAUUAGAGUUUACUUGGGAUUGGUUUAGAAAUAUUGUACUUUGUAAACCAAUAGAUCAUUCUGAUUUUUAUUUAUAUAAUAUAUUUCCAAAUGAUACAGGUUUAUUAGCAUCAUUUACAGGUGAUGUUGAAAUUCCCCCAAUUUCUAUCACCUCACCAACCCCUCUAUCACCAAAACCAAUUAAUAAUCAACAACCAUCACAACAACAAUCUCAUCAAAAUAACAUCAAUGUUAAUAUUAUUGAUUCAUAUAAUAGUGGAUUCGGUAGACCAUAUAAAUGGACACAAGUUUUAUGUGGAUUAUUACCAUGUAAAUUUAUUCAAUCCGAUAGUAACCAAUCUACAUUUAAUCAAUGGUCAAUCACUGCUAAUAUUAUGAACUCUGUCUUAAAGAGAUUAGAGUGUAAAGUUUCUUUAGAAAAACAAAUUAAUAUUCUAAAGAGACAAGCAUUAAAUUAUAAAUCAACAAAUAGUACCUAUAGAGAAAGAGAAAAAGAAAAAGAAAGAGAAAAAGAAAAAGAAAAAGAAAAGGAAAAGGAAAAAGAAAAAGAAAAAGAAAAAGAUAGAGAUAGAGAAAGAGAUAGAGAUAGGGAUAGAGAUAGGGAUAGAGACAGAGAUAGAGAUAGGGAUAGGGAUAGAGAAAGGGAAAGAGAAAGAGAAAGAGAAAGAGAAAAAGAAAAAGAAAAAGAAAGAGAAAAAGAAAGAGAAAGAGAAAAAGAAAGAGAUAGAGAAAGAGAUAAUAACAGUAGUAAUAGUAAUAGUAGUAGUACAAUAACACCAUUUUCAACAACAAUUAAAUUUAUGUCAGCAUUAUCAGAAACAGAUUCAAAUAAUCCAACAAUUUAUGGAUCAGAUUUAGUAAAACUAUUCUUCAAGAAUAGUUUUGCUGAUAUUGAAGUGUUAAUUAUAAUUCCAUCAGACUAUCCAUUGGUUCCACCAAUUUUUCAAAUUGAAACGGAGAGAUCAAAAGAGAAUUUUAAUAGUUUGGAUAAAGAUUUAAAUCAUAUUUUAUUAUUACAAAGGGAUCAAAUCAAUUCAUUAGAAACCUUUUUGAAUUCUCAAUUCCUUUUUCAAAAUCCUCAUCUUCAAGGUUGUUAUGAUUUAUUUGGUCAUUUAGUUCAAAGAUUAAAAGAUAUUUUAGUAUUCCUCGCUACCGAUCCAAAGAUUGUAAAGUCAAAAUGUCAAGGUCGUUUAACAAAAGGAAAAUUAAGAACUUUACCCUUUUCUAUUGAUUCUCAAUCCUUGUUAUGGAAACAUUAA